Thrips palmi is the source of this 4843-nucleotide messenger RNA. RefSeq names its product alpha-(1,6)-fucosyltransferase (gene FucT6). The record is from RefSeq and is a predicted model, not a curated record. The transcript has 10 exons. Gene Ontology annotation, cellular component: Golgi cisterna membrane. Gene Ontology annotation, biological process: protein N-linked glycosylation. NCBI's taxonomy places the organism in Eukaryota, Metazoa, Arthropoda, Insecta, Thysanoptera, Thripidae. Gene Ontology annotation, molecular function: glycoprotein 6-alpha-L-fucosyltransferase activity; protein binding. Bases 511 to 2292 code for a protein of 593 amino acids.
AUAAGAGCCUAGCGAAGUUGAUGCACCACAGCGGCAGUGGAGCGGAGGUGGGGUAGGGGUAGACAACAUUAGCAGUGAGCACCAAAUGAAUGAUGUCGAGAAAAGCUGAAAAUUAUUCUUAAAUUCAUUCUUGUCUGAAUUUUCUUCCAAUUGAUAUAUCUUCAAGCAUACGCCGUCCUUCCAAUUUAUUUUCCUCGCAAUGGUGCUCAGAAAGAAGACGUUGAUUUGAGAAGGAAUCUGAACUCUCAUCUGAUAUGAUGUUCAAAGAUGUGUCAAAGAUUGUAGUGUAACCUUUCUCGGUCACUUUAGAAACUUCAGAAGACUUCAGCCAUGCUUCAGACGGGUGAUGCUUGUUCAAUUUUCACAGCUUAAACAGCUGUUAAAACAUCGCGACAGUAGAUCGCUGCAGUUGCCACAAGGUUCUACCCACUAGGAUCAUCCUGCCAGGAUCUGUUUGACAGCAUCCUGGAGCUGGAGCUGGAGCUGGGCUGAGUGGAUGAAUGAGCUUUCAUGCAAAGUGAAACCGGCCUUGUGAAAAACAUGGCUGGAUUUGGUCGUCUUUUGGCUUGGUGGAGAAUUCUCUUAGUUUUUCUUAUCUUGUGGCUUGUGGUGCUUCUUCUUUCUGGUGUUCGUUCACCAAAUCCGUCACCAAGCCCAGAGCUUGUUGAUCGAAUGCAUAAAGCGUUCAAAGAUUUACAAGCUCUUAAACAGCAGAAUGCUAAAUUGAGAAGCCUCUUCCUGGGUGCUCAGAGUGGGACGCUCUUAGAAGGUGAUCAAGUGGGAACCUUAGUGGAUGAAAAUGAGCAGAGUGGUGGAACACUCAUUCGUGGGCAAGAUGAACCAGGCUCAGGCUAUGAGGAAAUUCUACGAAAGUUGUAUAAUGGAAUAACUGAAUUAGGAUUUUAUACAAAGGCAGAACUAAAGAUGGCUGUGAAACAAAUUAAAGAGGAACCUACAUCAGCCACCAUUAACCGACUUUUAGCCUUGCAAGCUGGAAUUCGAGAACAUAAACAGUCUCUUUUAAAAUCACUCUCUCAAGUGAAAGAAGAAGAUGGGUAUGCUCUUUGGCGUGAACAAGAAUCAAAGGAUUUGAGUGAUCUUGUUCAACGCCGGAUUCAAUUUCUUCAGAAUCCAGAGGACUGUUCUACGGCAAAGAAACUUAUUUGCAAUUUGAACAAGGGCUGUGGAUUUGGAUGCCAGCUCCAUCACGCUGUCUACUGCUUCUUAGUAGCUUAUGGUACACAAAGAACACUUAUUCUCAAAUCAAAAGGAUGGAGGUAUCACAAAGGAGGCUGGGAAGAAGUUUUCAAGCCUGUCAGUGAAACAUGUCUUUCCCCAGAAGGUGACAGUCUUGCAAAUUGGCCAGGAAAACCCGACACUCAAGUCCUAGUGCUUCCUAUUAUUGAUUCUUUGUUACCACCUCGUUCGCCCUACCUGCCUCCUGCUGUGCCUGCAGACCUAGCUCCUCGUUUAGCUAGACUGCAUGGGCAUCCUCUUUCAUGGUGGGUUGGCCAAUUUCUUAAAUAUUUGCUUCGGCCUCAAGCUACAAUAAGCGAUCUUUUGAAAAAUACUGCGGACAAGUUAGGCUUCAAAGGCCCAAUUGUUGGGGUUCAUAUUCGUCGAACGGACAAAGUUGGUACAGAAGCAGCUUUUCAUCCUCUCGAUGAGUACAUGCCUGCAGUUGCAGAGUGGUUUGAUCAACAAAUUGCCAAUGGUAAAACAAUUGAUAAAAGACGUGUUUUCCUAGCCUCAGAUGAUCCCAAAGUAAUAUCAGAGGCACGAACCAGAUUUCCAGACUACGAAAUACUGGGAGACCCUGACAUUGCCAAAACUGCUGCCAUUGGAACAAGAUAUUCUGACACCUCACUUUAUGGCAUCAUUAUUGACAUUCACUUCUUGUCUCGAUGUGAUUUCCUUGUGUGUACAUUCUCAUCUCAGGUUUGUCGAGUAGCAUAUGAAAUCAUGCAAAGUCUUCAUGUUGAUGCUUCUGCCAGCUUCAGAUCUCUAGAUGACAUAUAUUACUACGGGGGACAAAAUGCUCAUAACUGGAAAGUAGCGCAAUCUCAUGUCGCUAAGAGAAAAGAAGAAAUUGAUUUGAAGGUUGGAGAUUCCAUAGCAGUGGCAGGGAACCAUUGGGAUGGCUAUUCCAGAGGAAAGAAUCGGCGUACAGGCAUGCAAGGUCUCUACCCCUCUUUCAAGGUUGAAGAUCGAGUAGAGGCUGUUAAAUUUCCUACAUACCCUGAAGUUCCUCUGAAAGUGGUUCAAGAUGCUCCAUCUGCUGUGGAGUCAUGAAUAUUUUGUUUUUCUCAAUGGUUUGGUUUGGGAUCCACGUGUGCCUUUUUCACCCGGCUGGCCCGGAAACUCAUGUAUUGUUUUAAGGCAUCUUAAAUUAAUCCAAACAAGAGACCCAGGUUUUUAAAAAUUUUACUUUAGGUUUCUUGAACAAAUUUACUGUGUCAAAUUUUUAACUUGUAUCUUUUAACAUAGAGCCUCAAGAUUUGUAAUAGUUCUUAUUCAUCCGCACUGUGGCAUGACCUUUUGUGAAGUUGCUACCUUAAUUUAAAUGAUGAGACUUGCAGUUAAUGUUCUAGUCUGGAUAUUACCACCAGAUGGCAAUAUUUAUCUGUAGACUAACCUAUCGUAAUACACAGCACGUGGGGCCACUUAUAAAACUGAUUCAUUUUAAUUUUUUCUCUUCAGAAUGUCAUUUUAAAUCUAACCUUCACAUUGUUUUUUUUUUUUAAAUAAUUUAUUCUUUCAUUUAAUUGAGUUGUAUUGGACCUGAACUCUUGAAUAUUUACCGCCCUUCCCCUUCAACCUUCAAGGUAUUUUCUUUGAGUAUUUUGCUUGAAUUUACUCCUGUCUCAAGUGCCACCUACUGUCAAAUACUCACAUUCAAAUUGCCUUAAUUAUUCUCAUCAUGGAGGUAUUUGGAUGAUUGACUGUCUUCCAAUUAGUAUGGUCUCUUACACACUUUAUGUUUUUUCUUCGUAUCAUGAACAUUUUGUUUUAUCAUGUUGUUGCUUUUGGUUAGCUAAUUCAACUCUCAAAUGUAAGUUUCCCCCUACCUAUUGUUCAAAUUUUAAAGCUGUGAAAAUCUGUUGCCCUGGAACAACCAUUAGUAUUGUAAAAUGCUGUACCAGCAUAUAAAUAUGUUGCAUGUGUGUACAUAUUCCCAUGUAAGUGUUCAUGUGUAUAAGUUUGUAUUUAUGGACCUAUGUAUAUUUGAAUUGUAUGGAAUCAAAGAUCAUGAUUUUUAUAGGUGUAAAAUAGACUUUGUUUUUAAAUUGAAUAUCAUUCUUGUGUGUAAGUAUUUGUCCAAAACCUGCAUUAGUGUACCCCUCCUUUAAAACGCAUGACUCUAAAAUUUGUCAGAGAAUAGAUACUUGUUGAUGAUGUUGAUGUGUGGUAAAGUGAGAUGAACAUCGUCCAGGUGACUGUUGCCGAACAUUUCAUUAUAAAAAUAAUCAAAUAACGUGUCAAUGUCAAGAAAUUUAAUCUUGCUGGUUUACCUAUUCAUAUUGUUCCUCUUGUUACAUUACCUUAUCUUUCUAAGCAAAAGUUUUGAGAUUGGUUUCAGAAAUGAGAGAUAAAGUAUGUAAGCUUAUUCUAGGACAUAGUACAAAGAAGUGAAAAUUUUAUCAAAGAAUUGGUUGUUUUCAUGAACACCUCAUAAUUCACAAUUCUGGUCUAUAUGGUAUUAAGGUUCUAUUAUACGAGUUAGACUCUAGUAGUGUUGGUUGUUGUUCAUAAGGGACCAAAAAUCUAUAAAUUUUACAAGUCGCUUUCCUUGGUUGGUACACUUUCCUUUUUUGUCUUUAGAUCAAACUGGUUGAUUCUGUCUUGACUCAUCACUUUUGACCGCAAAGUUUUCAUCUUGAGCACUGUUAUCAACUUGACUUGCUAUUAUUUUUUAUAGUAAACAUGUUGUGUUUUAAAUGUUAUGUUUUGUUUAUUUUUGUAUGUUUUAUUUUUGUUUUCUUUUUUGAACAAAGUUUUGUCAGCAUUUGGUGUAUGGUGAGAUGACUCGUCAUCUUAGAGCGAUCAAUUUAGAUCUGGUUUUUAUUUUAUGCAGAUUUAUUGUUUCGUAAGAUGUAGUUCAACCAACAAUUUCUUAGUAUUAUGAAGAGUUUUCUCCAAACCCGCUUGCACCUAUUUCCCUGUCCCCUCUGACCUGCGGCAAGAGCUGUGCAUGGGUGAACUGAAUUUACCUGGUCCGUGCACCCCAUUCCAAAGCUGGAUUUAGUUAAAACAGGUAGAGGGCAAGAAUGGCCUCUUUGGUGCUAGGUGAUGUAGGUUUAUCAUCUGUUAGCCAUCAUCUAAUGAAUUUUUAUAGGUAAAGUUGAUUUUGCCUUACUUUUGAUUUGUUUUCUCUUAAAAUACAUUAUUCUCACUUUCUUCUUACUUGUAUUUUUCCACUGUGUUAGUUACUCUUAUAUCUUAUCUUUUCUGUUGGUUGGGUUGUGGUGAAUGACAAGAAUAACUGUAUUCCUGUUACUGCAUUUAUGCUUUGGGACCACCUCAGAAGCAUUUCAGCAUUUAAAUUAUCCCAUCAUGCAAUUGUAAAAUUUGUGAUCUGAAAUUUUAUAGCCUUCCUAAACUGAACUGUGUACCUUUGGUGCUUACAGUAAAUUUUGUGUGUGCAUUUUCUCAUGUGGCAAUUCUCAGUUUGUCUGUUGCCUGUUUACAUUGUUUUGAUUUGAUUAGUAUUUGUUGCACUGCUGAUAUUGUUGAUCAAAAGUUGAUCGUUAAGACAUCUACUUACUGUGAUAUUUUAGGCACUGUGUUUAUUUGUAGUCAUAUGAUAAUAAAGAAUGCAUUUCCAUGAGCUGUAUGAGGUAAA